Molecule: messenger RNA, 6737 nt
Organism: Catharus ustulatus (Swainson's thrush)
Lineage: Eukaryota; Metazoa; Chordata; Aves; Passeriformes; Turdidae
Gene: GABPB1
Product: GA binding protein transcription factor subunit beta 1
Exons: 9
Coding region: 3949-5100 (383 amino acids)
Biological process (GO): positive regulation of transcription by RNA polymerase II
Cellular component (GO): nucleus
Molecular function (GO): transcription cis-regulatory region binding; protein binding
Source: RefSeq, a predicted model, not a curated record
GCGGCGGGGCUGCGUGCGCGAGCUUGGCGCCAAAGGUGCCCUGGGGAGAGGCGGCUCGGGCGGGAAGGGAGCGGUUUCCCCUCCGCAGUGCCCCUCACCCGGAGUCUGUAACUCUUGCUUUGGACUCUUAAUAAAGCGUAUGGUGGCAGCAUAAAAGCGGGAUACUGUAUGUUAGUGCGAAUUGUCUUUUUUUUUCUGUUGUCCCCACAUAGUCAAAGUAUUUUCCGUUGGUAGGACAGUGGUGACACGUCUGUGAAAUCCCCUGUAGGAAGUCGUCUGUGGUCGUUCUUAAGGCAUUUGUGUAUUUUCCUUUAACCUGCUUACUAAGGUGGCUUUGAUUUAACGGUGAAUGCUUCACAAUUGUGAAUGCACACCCUGUAGUUCUUCAGCCUAUUUUAAGUUAUUCGUUAUUUCUGAAUUAUUAGUAAGACCGUGCAGUUAGCUGCGUUUUGCAUACACACAAAUAUUUGUAAGAGAACGUAAGUGUGCCAUGUGAGUAAGGUUAAGAAUAUAUGUGGCAGAUAUACACUAAAUAGAGAUACUUGUUUGUGACCCACUUUCUUUGCUGAAAACACUUUGUUUUCUAGUCGAGUUUUUUUUUUUGGGCCUAUGUGCCAGAUAGAAACUGUCGAGGAAAAUUCCUAAUGAUAAAAUAGAUGUUGUAGGUAGGAGGUGGAUGAUUUUUAUUUGAUGGUAUUUUCAAGCUUAACCUGAGACAGCUUCCUAAGGCUAUGGUACAGUUCAAAGGCUACAUCACAAGCCUUUGGAUUCUUCAUGUCAAUCACAGCCGUUGCAAAUUAAUCUUUUUGCUAUCAAGUGUCAAAUUAAUUUGUGAAAACUGUGUAUCUUGUUGGCAGUGCCAGUCCAAAUCUUGGUGCCAAUGGUUCACCCUUGUUGCAUAAUAACACUCUUUAGAUGUUACAGAUAAUGGCUGAAUCUCUGCUUUCCUUGGUGAGAAAAAACUUUUCUACAGUCUCUGUUAUUUAAUUGAGUUCAUUGUUGAUUGGUGCUUGUUUAAGUUAAUGUGUGGGCCUGAUAGGAGGACAGAGCUGUAUUAAUAACAGGCCUGGCUGUCUUUACCACUAAGCUAUUCAACAAUAUUUGCUUUUCUCAGAUCAGGUAUUUUUCAUUUGAUGCAUGUCUGACAUGAAGGUCAUGUUGCUGUUCAAGCAAACCUAGAGAGAAUUUAAUUACAGAUACAACAGUCAGAGGAAAGCUGAAAGCACUGGAAUGAAAGCUGACUGCAAUUAAUGUAUUAGUGUAAUGUUCACUAUCACAAUAGAAAUUCAGCAGUCAAAGUCUAUAAUGUUUAUAUUAAGGUUUUAAGUAUUGCUUGUGAAAUCAUUAUUAAAAGAUGUUUGAUUCACAUAGGAAACCCGAUAGGAACUUUCUGAGUUUAUCCUAUGUACUGCUAAUUGAUAUGUACAUUAAAAUGAUGCCAAAGUGUUCAACUACUCUGCUGUACUUCAAAAUAUUGACUUUGAUACGGACAGGCACAUAAAAUUAGCCAGAAAUGGCUAUUCUGAAUUUCUAGCAAUACUGUGAGAUGUUGAAAUAGGUAGGGUGGUAGCAUUUGAGAGGGUCAGGUCUGAUGAAGCAGGUUACAUUGUUUUUUUCUUAAGUAGUGGAAAGAAAAAGACAUUCUGAAAGGGCAUUCUUUUUCCAGAUGUAAUGGCUGUGAGAAAUGAUAGGACUCCAGGCAUCUUCUAGGUGCAAUUCUGCCAUCUGUCACUUGAGCAGGGGAAAGGGUUUAAGGAGCCUUUAAUGAAACUUAGUGAUUGCAAAUCCUUAUCAGAGGUGUGGUGUGUAUUGAUUCGGGUACUUUGGGUGAGUGGCACUUUUGCAGUCCAUGCUGCUCUAGAGUAAGGAUGUCUUUCAGGAGUGCACCUUGGCACAAACAGUGGGCUGGGAGAUCUCCAUGCUGCAGAUGUUCUGCAACAGCUGUUUUGUGCCUGGUGAUCUUGACCAGUGCAGCUCAGCACUGCAGUGAUAGAAGAGGAACAGGUCUGGGUUCUGGGGGCAGAACACCAGUCUGAGAGAUGCUGCACCAUUUUAAGCCAAACUUAAUUUUAAUUUGGACUGCAAACUGCUUCUCUCUUCUCUGUAGACUGUGGUGUGGUAGCCCAGGCAUACCAAGUUGCCAGGUUUUUAGCUCCACUUGCUUCCCAUGGAGCCUAAUUCGCACACAGUGCCGCCUAAACUCCUGUUGAGUGCUCCUCUAUGCCCUUCUGGUAACAGUGUGAUCUUCAGAGUUUCAUAGAGUGUAUAAAAACCUAAAUCUCAGAUGGAUGUGAAAAAGUAGUAUAAUUGUCUUUUGAACAUAAGUAAAAUAGAAAUAAUAAUUUGAUGUUAUUUUAAAUUGCCAGUUAAUUGUGGCAUCUGGCUAAUGAUACUGUGCAAAUUCGUUGCAGUAUGGGGAAGUUCAGGAGGUGAUUAAUCCAGAGAAGUCUAAACCAAGCAGAAGCUCUUCCCUAUUUACUCAGUUGUAGACAAAACCCUCUCUUCACACAAUUGUGUAGGAGCUCUUAGAAGUCUGGAAACAUUAUCACAUUGCCAUAAGAAUUACUCCAACAGUCUCAAGCCUUUAUUUCAGAGCCAGUGAUGUUUUUAUUCUCAGAAAAAGUCCUCAUGCAAAGUGUUACACAGCUGUCAUGCUAGCAGAGCUUGAUGGAAAUGACACAGUGAAGAGAACCCUCUAACACUGCUCAGCAGAGUUGAUUUUAACACUGUGGAGUAGCAGCAGAGUGCUCUUUGAAAUAGCAAUCUCAUUUCAAUUUUAAAUGUAUGAUUGGAUCUUGCUUGUGAUAGUAUCACUGCACUGUAGUAGUGUUACUGAGUGAUCUGGAGACAGCAGCUGGAAAGGUUUUUUAGGAUGGGAGGCUGUGACUCUCAGACCCUUCUGGCUGUGUCCCAGUACUGUGCACGGGUAUAGGGGAAGUUUGGUGUGUUGUUACUCAGGGCUUUCUUACAGUACCCAUCCUUGGAAUGGGCUGAUGAGUGGAAAUCAGCUUUGGGCUGACUGCUCUUCAGAAAUUUUGUGAGUGCUAGUAUUCGUUGGUUAAAGUCACUUAACAUGCAUGAGUUUUGUUGGAAAUGCCUUUUCAUUUGCUGCUGUUAGUGCAUUAGUGACGUUUAAUGGGGUUUUUGUUAUUUUAGUUGAACAGCUGAAAUUUGCUGGGUUUUUUUCUUUUUUCCACUAGAUGGCCCAAGCAUGCUUCCAAGUACCCCGUGAAACUGAAACUUAAUUCUUUUCUCUUUUAACUGAAAUUAAAAUUCUUCAUUACAAGGCCAACCUGCAUGUCAUUAUAUACCAACCUGUAUGAUGCUUUGUGCUAGUUUAAAAUGCAAACACUUUAUAUCAAAUAAGAGAGUGUUGGUUGAUGUAAGGAAUAUGUGGUAAUGAAAGGUUUGUUUUUUUCUUGAUUAGGACAUUUUUUAUCAAGUGUAAUAUAAAGCUAUUUAGUUUUACAUUGAGAAGAGAACUGGUGUGCUUUCAUUGACUGUGCUCCACAGUAAUUCAGGAAGUUCAGGGAGGCUCUGAAAAGGUUGAUCUGAAGUUUGUCCCUAACAUCUCCUGGGAGUUUUGCAGGCCAUCUUAAUUGAUUUUUCUGGGAGGGUGGCUUGACUUUUGCUGCAUAGGGUUUUCAUAACAACUUUGCAGUUCAUUUGCAGUAUAUAGAUGUGGGCAGAGGGUUCUGAAUAGGCUGUUAAAUGGAUAGACUAAUUUAAUUCACCUAUUUCAGUUUUACAGACAUCAAGUACAAGCUUGGUAUCAUGAGUGUCUUUUUAGUUAGUGGAGGAAGAUGGGCAUACACUGAAGGCAGUGCUUCCAUGAGGCUGAAAACUGGAACGAGGCUGAAAAAGUGGUUGGAUGUUCAUCUGUAGAGAGACAUUCAAAACUCAAUAGGACUGAGCCCUGGGCCAGCUCUGACUGGGAUAUUGAACUAGAUGUCACUAGUAGAUUUGGGAAAGAAACUUUUAGAAGCUGCACGAGCAGGUCAAGAUGAUGAAGUUCGCAUUUUGAUGGCAAAUGGAGCACCUUUUACCACAGACUGGUUGGGAACAUCUCCACUUCAUCUAGCAGCACAGUAUGGACACUACUCCACCACGGAAGUGUUGCUGCGAGCAGGUGUGAGUCGGGAUGCCAGAACCAAAGUGGACAGAACUCCAUUACAUAUGGCAGCAUCAGAAGGCCAUGCCAGCAUAGUAGAAGUCUUACUUAAGCAUGGUGCUGAUGUCAAUGCGAAGGACAUGCUCAAAAUGACUGCACUUCACUGGGCUACUGAACAUCACCACCAAGAAGUUGUAGAACUCUUGAUAAAGUAUGGAGCAGAUGUUCAUGCUCAGAGUAAAUUUUGCAAAACGGCAUUAGAUAUUGCAGUGGACAAUGGAAAUGAAGACAUUGCAGAAAUAUUACAGAUUGCAAUGCAGAACCAAAUCAAUACGAAUCCUGAGAGCCCAGACACUGUGACGAUACACGCAGCCACGCCGCAGUUCAUCAUUGGACCUGGAGGGGUGGUGAACCUAACAGAUGAAACAGGAGUGUCUGCUGUACAGUUUGGAAAUUCAUCAACAUCAGUAUUAGCUACGUUGGCAGCUUUAGCAGAAGCAUCAGCUCCACUGUCUAAUUCUUCAGAAACACCAGUUGUGGCCACAGAGGAAGUUGUGACUGCAGAAUCCGUGGAUGGGGCCAUUCAGCAAGUGGUCAGUUCUGGAGGUCAGCAGGUCAUUACCAUAGUUACGGACGGCAUUCAGCUGGGCAACCUGCAUUCCAUUCCAACCAGUGGGAUAGGGCAGCCCAUCAUUGUGACCAUGCCAGAUGGGCAGCAAGUGUUAACAGUUCCAGCAACAGACAUUGCUGAAGAAACUGUAAUAAGUGAAGAACCACCAGUGAAGAGACAGUGCAUUGAGAUUGUUGAAAAUCGUGUGGAGUCUGCAGAAAUAGAAGAAAGAGAAACUCUUCAGAAACAGCUGGAUGAGGCAAACAGAGAAGCACAAAAAUACCGUCAGCAGCUUCUAAAGAAGGAACAAGAAGCAGAGGCCUAUCGGCAGAAGUUAGAGGCAAUGAACCGCCUCCAGACUAAUAAAGAAGCUGUUUAAUAAAAAAUGAACACACUGCAAAGCCUGUUACUUUCAAAAACCUGCAGUACAAUCUUGAACUGUACACUAUAUAGGUACAGCCAUGGGAUUUCAUGAUAGAGAAGAUGCUACAAGUUGAUAACUGGACUUAAGCCGUGAGCUCUGAUUAAUUUCUUGUAACAUAAAAACUCUGAAUUUAGAAAUUGUGAAAAGUAUUUAAAAUGAAAUACUGUAAAUAGUUGGUUUUUUUACAGUUUCAAAAUGAGUUGAUAAAUCUUUUUGAAGGGAUCCAGAAACAUGAAAAGCCAAUGUUUUUGUGAAAUUUUUGAUUUUAGUAUGAAUCUAACUUCUGAAAAACAGAACAGUUUUAAGGGUGAUGUUGAUUUAAGCUGACAAUUUGAAAUUUGAUUAUGUGACAAAAUGAAUUAACAGUUAUUUCUACAUGAUAACAACUCAACUUCCCUGAAUAAGACAUUUCCAGGUGGAAAUCUUUGUACAGCUUUAAGUAGUUGUCUCAGAUUCUCUGAAAACCAUUUUUGGUUUUUUUUUUAUUUUAGGUGGUGAAAUUUUUGUAUUUAAUUUCAGAUAUAUCCAAGUAGAUUUACAUGUAUAUGAAGCUAAUAUUUUUUAAACUUUUCAGUUUGUACAUAUGCUGCAUGUUUUUAUAAUUUCUACACAUACAUCUUGCAUAGGUAUUUUUCAGCAAAGAUGAGAAAAAUUAUGAGAAAAAUGUUUAGCCUAUAGGUCAUUUGAAGUAAGCUAGCAGCCAGUUUUAUUGUGGAUGGUAUAUUUCUUGGAAGAAUGUAAUUUGUAAUUAAGAAGAACAAAAAAGUAUCUUAAUUUACAUAUUAAGAGGCAAAAUUUGGUAGUGGAGGCAUUGAAACUUCACUUUGUGUGUCUUACAGUUUUCCUGUACAAACAUUUUAAAGUUCAGUAAUGACUAGAAGAGAAGGUCUCCACUGGAACACAAAUGGUAGCUAUUUUAGAAUAUCCCUAUUGCUCUCUGUUCCCCAAUAGCCUUGAAAUCACUUCAGUGAUGCAUUUUUUAACGGACUUUUGCAUUUUAAUUACGCAAUUGGACAAAUAAUUUUUUUUAUGUUGUAGUGAUGCUCUUCCUACCCAGCAUCAUCGUUCCUCACCGUGAUACUGUGUUUGUGUGUGUCUGUGCAGUGAUCUAUUAUGCUUAAAAUUUAUAUGGCACGUUACAUCUUCAGAGCAUUGUAAAAUCUGUUAAAGAACCCUUACUGCACUGCCUGUGGCAGGUAAGUGAGUGUUACUGUCUCAGUUUUAGAACUGGUUUAAGUGCAACACGAGGGAGUGUGAAAUGACUGGCUUAACACCGUGUGAACCUGUGGUCACCUGAGAAUGGAUCUCAGGAGUUCCUGGCUUCUAGUCCUGUGCUUAGACUGAGCUGCCUUAAGAUUGUUCAGUGCUGUGUUACAUUAAAUUUUGAACUACUGUGCAGAUCCGUUUUUUUUGUAAGAUAAAAAACUCUUUGUGCUUUGCUUUGUUGUUCCAUGUUCACUGCUUUUAUGGAAUUGUUUAUAUAAAGUUAAGCAAAAGGUCUGGUUUAUCUAUACUGUACACGGAAGAAUUACCCUUAAAACUGUACUCUGGCCUACUUUUUCUAUUUUACAAUUAAAUAUCUUUUCCACAUA